GCUGGCUAAUAUAGGUGAGCAGUGUAGGAGCCAGCCUGAAUAAGAGGAGAAUCCGUUCCUCAAGUGCUCAAGUGCUUGACUAGGAGAACCUGAAGCGGAGCAUCUGUUGCUGAAGUAACAUUUUUUGAAUUUAGACUUUCUAGCAGUCGCCAGUAAGGUUGGUCCCAAUCUUGAUGUCACAACUAGGCUGAGUUUUUGUGCUGUCAAAGUGGUCGCGUGGCUGUUUGAGAAAUUCCAUUACCACUAAUAAUUGAACAAAUACGCUGACGUGUGAUCCGCAAACAGCGUACUCGGUCCAAUACUUUUCCACUUAAAAGUUACUCCCAUAUCCAAAGUUGUCAGGUUAAGGGUUAGUUAUGUCCAAAUUGACACGCGAAUAUAAAAUGCAUUCCGGAAAGCGGCUUGCUUUUGUUCAGACCGUUCUUCUUGUCAUAUUACUGAGUUUGAUUGUCCACUUCACACUUUCCCAACUAAGGGAAAGUCAAUCCAAUUAUGUACCAUACAUAUUUCGAAUCAAAGAGAAGUAUGUUGAUCUCGAACCCUCACAAGGAUCAAUUUCUGUGGAAUAUGAAGCUGAAGCCACCGCUGAAACCUCAACCCAUCCCAUGUUGAACUUAAACCCAACUCUAGACGAUUGGAUAGGAGGAAAGAUCAAGGGCUACAGAAUUUUUGCCUUUUCCGCCUUCCUGGACAUUCGGAACGCAUCCGCCCCAUAUAUUCGUGUUUUGGGGGCGGCACCCACCAACUAUGAGCCUUUUGUUUCGGAUAUCCUUUGCGAUGUAUUCCAAGAGGACGGACAGCCUUUGAAAACAGUGCCAAGUGAAAUAAGGAUCCAAAUGCCCUCCAAUGGAGCGUCCAAUUGCUCCUUUUUCUUUGAAUGUGAUCUCUCUUCCAUAUCCCGAUCAGUUUGGCAAACGGCUUAUUGGGUUAGCUUGAAGAGUUCACGUCCUCCAGAUCAAAAUAACACCUCCUUGCCCAAACUGAGGGUACAUCACUUGGCCUUACCCAAUCCAGCUGAUUCAGAUGGAACAUUUGUUGCAUGUAUUAAGCCAUUUUUUGGGCUUUGGAACUCUCCUUUUGCUUUGGUUGAGUUCAUAGAGAUGUACAAAAUCUUGGGCGUAUCCCACUUUGUGUUUUACGAUACUUCAAUUGGAACCGACGCUCGAAGGGUUCUUAAUUACUAUGCAGCCAAAGGAUUGGUCACGCUAUUUCGAUGGACCCUCCCAUAUGACCGGAGAGAUAUCCUACAUAAUGCUCACCACACUUGUAUCAAUGACUGCAAGAUGAGAGUCAUCAACCGUUUCGAGUUUUUGGUGACAGUGGACGUGGAUGAGUUCCUUCUGCCAACGAAUGGCAUGACUACUCUUUAUGCUCUGAUUCAGGAAAUUCAUAAAAAAGAACAAGCGAACAAUCGGAACCCCUCAUUAAUCGGCGCAUACACAUUCCUCAACAAAUUUUUCUUCAAGGAGUUCGGCAAAGUCACCAAGGACGAUGGAGAAGGUGGAAAGACCGAGGAGAAGUUAAGGAACAGUUUAAGCACACAAGCGUACGUGCAGAGGUCGCCAUCUUUCUUUGAAUAUCGGAGAAGGUCGAAAUACAUAGCCCGUCCAAAUGCAACGGACUUUUUGACGGUGCACCACACAGCCAAUUUCUCCCAAGGAUACAGAGACUAUGUUGUUCCAUCGCAUCUGGGCCUGUCUCAACAUUACCGCCUUUGUGCAUGGCGUGGAAUCAAGAUUUGCCUAAUGCAGAAGCCAUUAAUUGACACCAAUGCGUGGACAUGGGCAUCCUUGUUAGUGCCGGCCGUGAAAGAGGCAUGCUUGCUUCUCGAUUUAAACAACAUAAAUGUGUGCCCUUUCAUUUGAAAUGAGAAAUGAAUGUUAAAAAAACUCGGCCCGGAAAUUCAGUGUAUAUAAUUUGGGUGCGUGAUCGAACAAACUCUAUCAAUCAAAUAGUAAAUGAUUGAAGUUUUUUUUUUCUUCACAUAAAUUUAGAGUUACACACAGACCUGAUGCUUGCUUGUCUUAUAUUUGAAAUGAGGGAUUUACUAUUUCAUGCAUUUGUUCAUUUCUGGUGAACUGUGAAUAUUGGAGAGAUAAGGUACGAAAAAAGGAAAGAAAAAGGCACGAACUUGGAAUAGGCGCGAAGUCGAAGAACACAAUAGCUUGAUUCUUGGAUACGGACGUCUCCUCUCCCCUCCUCUCACCCUUCUCAUCACGAUGGUCAAAAAGUCUUAUCCAAUUUUGAGAAAACUACCCGAAUCCGUCUUUUCAAGUUUUCUACCCCACAAAAUCAUGAUGAGAAC
This is a messenger RNA of Tigriopus californicus, 2305 nucleotides long. Its product is annotated as beta-1,4-galactosyltransferase galt-1-like. The record is from RefSeq and is a predicted model, not a curated record. Lineage: Eukaryota; Metazoa; Arthropoda; Copepoda; Harpacticoida; Harpacticidae. Bases 357 to 1865 code for a protein of 502 amino acids. The transcript has 5 exons.